Messenger RNA from Anisakis simplex (herring worm), 444 nucleotides. Lineage: Eukaryota; Metazoa; Nematoda; Chromadorea; Rhabditida; Anisakidae. The record is from the annotation of a GenBank genome assembly.
AUGAGUGACGAUGACGAACCAGAAGUUGAAGUGAAGGAAAAUUCUGAAGGCAUUAAAAAGGAACCAGAAGAUGGCUCUAUGGAAACGAGUGCAUUGAAGCAGUCGUCUGAAAAUGAACCUCCAACGACAUCAUUCAAUUGGGAUGAUAGAAAAGCAAUUGAAUGGCAGUCUCUCUAUGAUAUUAUCAAUUUGUUCGGUUGUGGGCUUAAACCUGAUUGGAUGGGUUUCAGUGCCUUACCAUUGAAAGCAGAGAUCAAAGAGGAAAUAAUGGAUGAGGAAACGAACGAUCUAAGAAGAGACGAUGCUGACUCUAAAGCAGUUUCAUCGGACGGUUGCACAUUCCUCCGGAAGGAUGAAAAUGGGCGAUCCGUUCUGAGAUUCUAUUGGAUUGACGCUUUCGAAGAUCCAAUCAAAUUUCCAGGUUCGCUGUUUUCAAUUUUGUGA